GAUCCGGCGCUAAUGUUUUGUUUGCGUUCAUUCUUAUCAGUAGUGCCAGCCAGUGUGUGUGCGUUGUAUUUAUCUCGUAUCGUGCUCCGAAGUGUUUCUAGAGCUGUCUGAAUAAUUGUUUUAAUGUUUUUGCCGUGUCCGUAACAUGACUCAAACCGUUGUUGAGCUGCACUGGUUCCCGAAGUAUUCGGAUCGUUUUCUUACCGUUUCGGGAUCGGAAAUCAAUUUGUAUCAGGUGAAAAAGCGGGAGCUGAUUGACCAUGGAAUUAACAGUAACAUUAACUUGGACAUUUCCAAAACCACCACUGCCACACUGAUUGCCUUCGAGACGCGCUAUCAAUUCAUUCGAACGGUCGCACCGUCUUACCAUUCGAAUGGAGAGAUUUUGUUUGCCGCUGGAAUGCCGAACGGGAAGGUUGCGUUGUGCAACUUUGCAACCGAGAACAACAUCGAAUUUACUCCGCGCGUUUCGCGUGCUUGCACAUGUAUUGCCUGGAGUGAGCUAGAACCGAGUAUAAUUGCAAUGGGCCACGAGCGCAACCGAUCGGAUCAUUGUAUUACGAUUUGGGACACUGAGAGAGGUGUGCCCAAUCAAUCUUGUAAGUUAACAGUGGAGAUAAACUAUUACAUAAUUAGUUUAACCCGUGACUUCUUUGCAGCCAUCCUCCAGUUGAUUGGACUUUCAGAAACUGCACACUCGAUCUGUUGGGAUCGAACGUUUCCGCAGGUUAUGAUAGCUGGAAUGAGUUACAAGUGCAUUAAAAUGAUGGACUUUAGGCAAAACUCUGCCGUCGUAACCGUGGCCAAUGCACGUACGGUGAACGGACUGUGCAUCGCGCCCAACGGUCGCUAUUUGGCUAGUUACGUGGACAAUGUUAUCAACCUAUGGGACCUUCGGUCGCUGGACAAAUCCAUCAGUCAGAUUCAGAUGCAAAGAAACAUAACGCACUUGUCUUGGUGUCCGACGAGAUCGUCGGUGCUGACGACACUGCAGCGAGAUUCACCGUUGAUUCAUUUAACGGAUUUACACUGGCCCGGUUCGGAAAUGGACGGUGGUGAACCGCAUUCGAUAAAGCGUUUCGUUUCCCCCCUUCAGGCUCGCAGUGGCAGCCGAAUUCCAACGAUGGGCUACAUUUCCUGGCAUCCGUACGAUUUAGAGCGAAUGUUGGCACUUUCUGGAACGGGUAUCAUUUCUGACUAUAGAAUACCGCAGCGAGUGGCUAUCUCCUGGGACAACAAUAACAAUUUGUACGGAAACAACGGAAACGAGCUACGGCAGUUUACUUCGCCUUCUCCACCGACAACUCCAACCGAUUCACUGAAUCAGUGGGACUGUGGAAUUGAUAGCUAUGAAGAGGAUAUAGCCGAAACUAUUCAGAAGCGAGCUCUGAAUAACUACGGUUUAAUGGCGGAGAUUCAAAGAAACGGUGAGCUAGCUGGAAACGCCAAUUUGAAGGGCGUAUGGCGUCUGCUAGGUCACAUGAUUAAAGAGGACUGCAAGCUCGGAUUGAACACGAUUCUAGGUGUUUGCAGCGCUCCCGAUGGUCCAGCAAUGUCCCGCUCUGACCCGGUCAUGAUGAAAUGGGUCGAUUUUAGUAUUGGCAGCGGUUUGGUGGUGUAUAGAAGCGAACAUCGGGACACAGCACAACUGCUUUGUGGUUGGACUUUCGAUAGAAAGAAAGAAUCUUCCUUCCAAGCAUUUAUAGAUGAAUUGUGUGCAAAUAAGGAAUUCACUAGAGCAGCACUGAUAGUUUGCUUCCAUUUUAAAAUAAACAAAGCCAUUGAAAUUCUUGGGAAAGGCGCAGAACAAGCGGUCGAUCCUAGCUCCUUGCUGCGCGUCGCAGCUAUAGCCCUGUCGGGAUUCAGCGCAGAGCGUUCCGGGUUAUGGCGUAAACAGUGCGGAGCUGCUAGGACACAAAUCGACGAUCCCUAUCUUCGCUGCAUGUUUUCGUUUCUGGCUCACGAAAAGGACGGUUUCGAAACAGUUACUAACGAAACGGAAAUUUCGCUUGGAGAUCGUAUGGCAUUCGCCUGUAAUUUUCUGUCAGAUCUGAAACUAGCAGAAUACAUUAAAGGGAUGGUCGCAAAUUGUAUCGAAGGUGGUGACUUGAAUGGCCUCCUACUAACUGGAGCAACUAACGAUGGUAUCAAGCUGCUACAAAGUCAUCUCGAUCGAACGGAAGAUGUGCAAACUGUUGCGCUGAUUGCGUCGCGUUUUUUGACUUCGGAUCUUCUAACCGAUUAUCGUGUGCAGUACUGGAUUUCUACAUAUAGGGAUCUACUGGAUAUUUGGGGUUUGUGGGAGCAACGCGCUCAGUUGGAUAUAGCCCUGGGUCGCAUAAGAUCGCCACCCCAGAAUUCUCGCUCCGUGUUUCUUCUGUGCAACUUCUGUGGCAAAAACGUCUCGAUGGCUCUUCAGGAAGAUGCUCGCCUCAGAAGCAACGCCGCUGUAAUGCACAAGCUAUCAUCCUGUCCGAACUGCCGGAAACCGUUGCCGCGGUGUGCCCUCUGUUUGCUGCAUAUGGGAACAACGAUGGGAGCCAUUUCGCAAAAUCAUGUUGCCCAGGGGCAGAUUGGUUGGCAAUCGAAGCCGUUCUCCAAGUGGUUUUCGUGGUGUCAGACCUGUCGGCAUGGGGGCCAUACCGAACAUCUGGCCGAGUGGUUCAAUGAAAACACGGAGUGCCCGGUGACGUCCUGCCAGUGCAAAUGCUAUGCCAAAGAUCUUCCGAUGCCGCAGUUUCCCCGGGAAAAAGACAGCCUCUCCUGAUACCAGCUUUCCACGUCGUUCUAAGUGUAAGGUUCGUAUGGGGCAGCAGGUAACCUGUACAGUUUAGCUUGCUACAUAGCUUCGAAAGCCGAAUGUUUGGUUGGAGUAACAUGUAAUGAAUGUGUGUGUUGUUGGUAUUAUUAGUUUUGCGUGUAUAAAUGUUAAAGGGUUCGGUUUUGUUAGCAGGGUCGCCGUUAGACUACUCGUUUUACGUGUCUAAGCAGCAAAAUGUUUUCGUGCGUGUUACGUGAGAUUUAUAUAUUAUUAAGAUUUUGUCACUAACAAUGUUUUAUAC
Molecule: messenger RNA, 3062 nt
Organism: Wyeomyia smithii (pitcher-plant mosquito)
Lineage: Eukaryota; Metazoa; Arthropoda; Insecta; Diptera; Culicidae
Gene: mio
Product: GATOR complex protein MIOS
Exons: 5
Coding region: 146-2767 (873 amino acids)
Biological process (GO): positive regulation of TORC1 signaling; cellular response to amino acid starvation
Cellular component (GO): cytoplasm
Molecular function (GO): protein binding
Source: RefSeq, a predicted model, not a curated record